CCAAUUAAAUGCAUCUGUUUAGGGCACUUUCAAAUGGCGGUGAGAAUUCUAUCGUGUGGGAGCAAAGUGAGUAGACAGGACAUUUAAGAGAGAGAUAUGGUGACCUGAAUUACAAUUGACACAUGCCGAAUUGCAGCGAAGACUGUAGAGACUGAGAAAACGUCACCCGGCACAGCCUGGUAAUGCCAAAACGCAUGCGAAACCUCUGGGGCCUCCAUCACCCCGUUGAUUGAUUAGCGCGGCGGUCGUUAACAUCUGAGGAGCUCCUCGGGGGCGGGCAGCGUCUCCCGGCGGCCCUGAUCUUCUGCUCUUUGAGCUGCUGCCAAGGUUUCAGGUGACAAACGCUCUGUCACUCCAAGAAGAUGAGAUGACUGGCAGUCUUGGCGGCGGGAGGGGGGUGAGGAGGAAGGCGGAGGAGGCGGUGAGGCGAUAAAAAGGGAUGGAGCAGGAAGUGCAGGCAGAUCCACAAAACGACGAAGACGCUUUGGAAGUGACUGUGACAGACAUGCCUGAGCUCCAGGAGCCUGCCAGUGAUGGUGAUCGAGAUACAGCAGCGCCUCCUGCUGACACCAAAGCAAACUCUGAGCCAAGCGACGAGUUGCCUGCUGAUGAUGUCGCUCCGGGUGAGGACCCUCAGCUAUCCGAGCUGACCGGCCUGUUUACGAUCAAGCCGGAGAGCGCCACUGCCACCAAAGGGCAGGAUGUGACAUUCUCGGCCAAAGUGGACGCGUCCACCCUGGUGAGGAAGCCUACCAUGAAGUGGCUGAAGGGCAAGUGGCUUGACCUGGGCAGCAAAGCUGGCAAGCACUUGCAGUUCAAGGAGACCUACGACAGGAACACAAAGAUCUACACGUACGAAAUGCGAAUUGUGAAAGUGGUGGACGGCGACGCGGGCGGCUAUCGCUGCGAGGUGACCUCCAAGGACAAGUGUGACAGCUGCACCUUUGAGGUGUCCGUGCAGGCUGUGGAAGAGCAGCACCAGGACAACAUUUUGGAGGCCUUUAAACGAUCUGGCGAUGCAAACGAGGAUGCCGGUGACCUGGACUUCAGCGCUCUGCUCAAAAAAAGGGAGAAGAAGCAGCAGCAAGCCCCCCGCGAAGACGUGGACGUUUGGGACAUCCUGAAGGCGGCCAAGCCGUGCGACUACGAGAAGAUCGCCUUCGAGUACGGCAUCACCGACCUCCGCGGAAUGCUGAAGAGGCUGAAGAAGAUGAAGACGGUGGAGCCCAAAAAGAGCGAUGCUUUCCUGAAGAAGCUGGAGCCUGCCUACUCGGUGGACAAGGGCCGCAGGAUCCAGCUGAGCGUGGAGGUGGCCGACCCUAACGUCCCCAUCAAGUGGCUCAAAAACGGACAGGAGAUCAAACCCUCGGCCAAGUACGUGUUCGAGAGCGUGGGCAACCGGCGCACGCUCACCAUCAACAAGUGCAACCUGUCAGACGACGCGGCCUACGAGUGCGUGGUGGGUGAAGACAAAUGUUUCACCGAGGUCUUCGUCAAAGAGCCACCUGUGACCAUCACAAAGCUUCUGGACGACGUCCACACGGUGGUGGGCGAGAAGGUGGAAUUCGAGGUGGAGGUCUCCGAGGAAGGGGCGCACGUCAAAUGGAUGAAAGAUGGCGUGGAGCUGACUAAAGAGAGCGCGGCUUCCAAGUACAGAUUCAAGAAGGAUGGCAAGAGGCACAUUUUGAUCAUCAACGAUGUCACCAAGGAGAACAUCGGCACCUACUUCGCCUUGACCAACGGUGGAGAGUCCAAGGCUGAGCUGGAAGUGGAAGAGAAGGAACUGCAGGUUCUGCAGAGCAUCGCCGACCUGACGGUGAAGGCCAGCGAGCAGGCCGUGUUCAAGUGCGAGGUGUCUGAUGAGAAGGUGACGGGCAAGUGGUUCAAGGACGGUGUGGAGGUGCAACCCAGCGAGUGCAUCAAGAUGACACACAUUGGAAGGACACACAAGCUGACGAUCAGCGACGUGAAGCCCUCCGACGUGGGAGAUUAUACCUUUGUUCCCGACGGCUAUGCACUCUCCCUGUCGGCCAAGCUCAAUUUCCUGGAAAUCAAGAUUGACUAUGUUCCCAGACAAGACCCUCCCAAGAUCCACUUGGACACGAGCGCGACAGGGAGCAAGAAUACCAUCACGGUGGUGGCCGGCAACAAACUCCGCUUUGACGUGGAGAUCUCGGGGGAUCCCCCGCCGCUGGUGUGCUGGAUGAAGGGCGACGAGACGGUGAGCGACAUGGAGGGGAGAGUCCGCGUGGAGACCAAGAAGACCCUGAGUAGCUUCGUCAUCCAGGGGGCGGAGAAGGAGGACGAAGGCUUCUACUCACUCACCGUCACCAACCCCGCCGGAGAAGACAAGGCAGAGCUCUUCGUCAAGGUCGUGGAUGUGCCCAACCCUCCCGAGAACGUCAAAUGCACAUCGGUGGGCGAGAACAGCGCCACCAUCGAAUGGAAGCCACCCAAAGACGAUGGCAAUGCAGAGAUCAUCGGCUAUACAAUUCAGAAGGCCGACAUGAAGACCAAGGAUUGGUUCACUGUGUACGAGCACAACCGGCGGCCCAACUGCACCGUGUCCGACCUGGUCAUUGGUAACGAGUACUCCUUUCGAGUCUUCAGCGAGAACGUGUGCGGCCUGAGCGAGGAGCCUGGCGUCAGCAGCAGCACGGUGCUCAUCUGCAAGACGGGUUUGGACUGCAACCUUCCACCCUUCAAAGAGAAAGACCAGAGUGCUUGCCCAAAAUUCACAGCACCCCUAGUGGACCGGAGUGUGGUGGCGGGCUACACAACGGCCAUCAGCUGCGCCGUGCGCGGCUACCCCAAGCCCAAAAUCAUCUGGAUGAAGAACAAGAUGAUCAUCGGCGAGGACCCCAAAUUCCUGAUGCAGAACAACCAGGGCGUGCUGACGCUGAACAUCCGCAAACCCAGCCUGUACGACGGCGGCCGCUACUCCUGCAAAGCCAUCAACGCUCUCGGCGAGGACGAGGUGGAGUGCAAGCUGGAGGUCCGAGUGGUCAAGGAGAAGGAAGACGUGAAAAAAUGAGGAUGGAUCCGACCGGACGACCCGCUGAGCAAAUAUGAUUUCAUGUGCCGUCAACUGUUAGUUUCACAUCUUUGUUUGAGGAUAAGGUCCUUGAAGUACAUCUGCUGCUGUCAUCUCUCUUUCUGCUCUUACUUGCGUUGCCACCGGCACUUCCUGUCACGUGGUGGUUGAAUGUCGGGAUCAAAAGUCAAGAAUUAAAUUAGAACAAUUCUUCAAAGGCGGCAAAAGGACUUGAUUUGACCUUGUUUCUCUUUGCUGUCGUCAUCUGCGGAGGUUGAAAACAGUGACGAUUCUGUUUUGACAAAGUAAGGCGUACAAAGUACAGAUGUUCCUUUUCAAAUGGAGUAAGGGAGUAUAAGUACAAAGCCCUCAGAAAAACAAAAAAGUUCAGACAAUUCAAAAAAAUCUACACAGUGGUGACUUGAAUUGAAUUUGUUCCGUGACCCCAUUCGUAACCCAAAACAGUCGUAAAUUAUUUUUUCCCAAUUGAAAUGAAUGGAAAUUACGUUAUUCCGUUGCAGCCUGGAAAAAAAACCACAAACAAAAGUGAUUUUGAAGAUGAAAAAUUGCACUCUAAAGUGUUGUACUUAAUCAAAAUGUACAGUAUCAACAUAAUAGGACAUACAUUUUUUUAAUGAAUUACAUUGAGCAGCUCCUUCUGUUUGGGAUCAGGUUUAAAAAAAAAAAUACUCAACUUCUGUAUGUGAGACACUCACUAAACGUAGUUGGUUUGUCAGAGGAUAAAGAAUCUAUGAGUACGAUAAUAUUGCCUAUCUCCACGUGUUGCUGCACUGUUUGUGUUCAGAUACCUGUUGCCAAAAAGUGGUGCGACACCACGACGUUGAUGCCAUUGGCGUUAGCCUGUAUAUGUCAUUUUGUAUUGUGUGUUAGCAUUAAGCUAGCAGACUUUUGUAAGAUGGUGAUCGAGUUUAAUUAAAUACGCAACAUGUAAUCCUCCUUGCUCCAAUUUUGAAGUCAAGGGACCACUGGAUCUGUACUUGCUUGCUUCCCACCACUUUCUUGCUUAGAAGCUAAUAAAGCUAUGAUGCGCGCGCACACACACACACACGGUGUUGAGUGUUGACCCUUUGGUGCAAGCAGCGGGUAUCGGGGUCUCAUUAGGACGGAACACGAGAUGCUCAUUAAGGCACCCCGACAACAGCGGCCUAAUUAGCCCUCGCUCUCUUUUUUUCUCCGCUCUUUCCCGCGUCACCACUAAGCAAACCAAUUAAGCGCUAAUUCGCGCGGCCGCAAAACAAACACGCCCCAGCCAAGAGGGAGGACGGUGAAACCCUAGCAGAGGUGACCGCUCCAACCAAAACAACCAAAUCAUGUUGGAUCGUCGCUGAGAAGGGAACUAAAUAAAUA
Molecule: messenger RNA, 4402 nt
Organism: Hippocampus comes (tiger tail seahorse)
Lineage: Eukaryota; Metazoa; Chordata; Actinopteri; Syngnathiformes; Syngnathidae
Gene: mybpc2a
Product: myosin binding protein Ca
Exons: 28
Coding region: 440-3034 (864 amino acids)
Biological process (GO): sarcomere organization
Cellular component (GO): M band
Molecular function (GO): protein binding
Source: RefSeq, a predicted model, not a curated record